Messenger RNA from Pimephales promelas (fathead minnow), 1697 nucleotides. RefSeq names its product opticin (gene optc). NCBI's taxonomy places the organism in Eukaryota, Metazoa, Chordata, Actinopteri, Cypriniformes, Leuciscidae. The record is from RefSeq and is a predicted model, not a curated record. Gene Ontology annotation, molecular function: protein binding. Gene Ontology annotation, cellular component: extracellular matrix. Gene Ontology annotation, biological process: articular cartilage development; bone development.
UGCAAACCUCAAGAGAACACAGGCCAGCUUCCAUAUCACUGUUCCCCUAAGGUCUGCUCUCAGGCCAUGGCUGUUCACAGACAAACAUCAAAGAUGGUGCUGUAUCUUGUUUGGACUCUUUUGGGCUUCGGUCUUUGUGCCCCUCCAACUGAUCUGGACCCUGAAGCAUUUGGAUACGAUGAUUUAAACACGUUGGAUCUGAAUUAUGAAUAUGAGGAGGAGGAGGUUGAGACACUGGCUCCUCCUCCAGCAGUCACUCCGCCACCUGCUGUAGUUCCUCCUGAGGACUAUGUGGAGGAAGUGACACUGCCGCCCCGUCCAACAAAGUCUCCUGUUCCAUCAACUUUAGACUUUCAUGGUCCGGGCCUGUUUGGGCCUGACACAGGCUUAGGGAUGCCCUCCUGUCUGCUGUGUGCGUGUAUCAGCAGCAGUGUUUACUGUGAUGACUCAGAACUGACUCAGAUUCCCCCUCUUCCCAAAGAAACCACACACUUCUAUGCUCGCUUCAACAAGAUCACCGAGGUCAAGGCCACAGACUUCAUCAAUCUCAAUCAACUGAAGCGGAUCGACCUGAGUGGAAACCAGAUUGGUAAAGUGAACGAGGCCGCAUUUCGUUCCCUGCUUAAACUUCAGGAUCUCAUGUUGGCCGACAACAACAUCCAGGUACUCCCAGAACUCCCAGCUUCCCUGAAGCACAUUGAUGUUCGCAAUAACCAGCUAAGGAGUUCAACCAUGCACGCAGACGCCUUUAAGGAGAUGGAAGAGCUUCAGUUCCUGUACCUAUCAAACAACAAGUUGGACUUCAUUCCUGUACCCCUACCUGAAAGCCUACGAUCGCUCCAUCUGCAGAAUAACAAUAUACAGAGCAUAAGCCAAGAUACUUUCUGCAACAUUCAUGACAAAAGCUACGUACGGAAAGCCCUGGAGGACAUCAGGCUUGAUGGCAACCCGGUGGACAUCAAUUUAUACCCCCAGGCUUAUUUCUGCUUAACACGACUACCCAUAGGAACUCCAGUCUAGGAAAAUGUCCCUCUUUAUUCCACAAUUUGUGUGUAUGUGUGUAUUUUCUGAACUUCUAAACUCCUGUGUGACCACAGCAAAAUAAUAUGAAGGAAAAAGAUGUCUCAAUCAAUAUCUAGGAGAACGUUUUUAUUUCAGAGCUUUGUUCUCUUUUAGCCAGUCACGCUAGGUAUGAACUCAGUGACUUUGCACAAUAUACUGUAUGUAAAAAUGGCUCUGUUGCUAAAUCUAGUGAGCUAUCUCUACAUAUGCACUACAAAUACACUAAGGAAUGAUCUAACUGAAAUUCCACCAUAAGUGACCAAUUUGUAAGAGUCUACAUAUGAGCAAGAGUUGCACUAGUAAAUGCAUUUUUAUCUCACUCACGCUUGCUUUUGUUAACACUAUUGGUUAGGUUACAAGCACAUUUUUGGGAUGAUUUUUACUAAUGCUCCAUUAUUGAAUGCAUUCUAAGCAGCAUCUAUACAGUAAAUGUCAAUUAUUUCGAUUCAUCCACCAUUUUUGGUGCACUUUUCAAUAACUUGCAUUGCAAAAUAUUAAGGGAUAGCCUUCUGCAUGGAGGAUAUGGAGGUGUUGCUACUGUACCUCACAAUCUGUCCAGAAAAAGGCAGCAUACGCCUUAUUCACGGCAGCGCCAUCUUUGAUUUUUAAUGAGAAUGAAAGCGAGGCUGUGAGGG